Arabidopsis thaliana (thale cress) is the source of this 1822-nucleotide messenger RNA. RefSeq names its product Calcium-dependent ARF-type GTPase activating protein family. Bases 421 to 1236 code for a protein of 271 amino acids. The transcript is spliced from 9 exons. Gene Ontology annotation, molecular function: phospholipid binding; GTPase activator activity. Lineage: Eukaryota; Viridiplantae; Streptophyta; Magnoliopsida; Brassicales; Brassicaceae. Gene Ontology annotation, cellular component: cytoplasm. The record is from RefSeq and is marked reviewed.
AAAAAAAACAAAAAACACAACUAAUCAUAGGCUUCUCCAUCUUCUUGUCUGCAGGAUGAUGCAAUUUUUCAGACAAUUUUCUUCCAAAAUCUUUUCGUAAUUCUGUUUUAUUUUUCAACGUUUUAGGUUUUUACCAAUCCGCCGUAGUUAUAUCCAACAUUAAUUUUUUUCCCUCUUCUCAGAAAAAAAUAAAAUUCAACUCAUCUCUAGAGUUUUUAGGUUCUUCCAAGAAAUUGAAUUUGGAAGGAGGCUUUGAUGGGUUUGAAUUUUCCAUAAUCGUCCCUUGUUUACGACUCUUGUUGUUUGAAAAUGCUAUGGCUCGUGAGGGGAUGUUGUUUUGAUUUUGGGAAAGUCUUGUUUGAAUGGUCACGGCUUUUCUGAACAUUCGCGUGUUCUUUCUUGUCUCGGCUCUGCUUCGAAAUGUCUCUCGGCCAAGAAAAUGUUGAUCCUGUUGAAGUUUCAGGGUCGCAUGCUUGCUUAUAUGAACUUUUAUGUUCUGAGACACCCAAAUGGACUCCUCUUAGGGUUGAAGAUUUGCAAACAUCUUCUUCUGAUCCCAGAGAUCGGUUGGAGAAGUUGCUGAAGCAACCUGGGAAUAAAUAUUGUGCUGACUGUGGCUCUCCUGAACCAAAAUGGGUAUCGUUGAGUCUUGGUGUAUUUAUCUGCAUUAAGUGUUCUGGUGUACACAGAAGUCUUGGAGUUCAUAUAUCAAAGGUUCUAUCAGUAAAGCUAGACGAGUGGACAGAUGAUCAGGUUGACAUGCUUGUAGGUUACGGUGGAAACACGGCAGUGAACGAAAGAUUCGAAGCUUGCAACAUCGACCAGUCAAAGAAACCAAAACCAGAUUCUACUAAUGAGGAACGAAAUGAUUUCAUUAGAAAAAAAUAUGAGCAGCACCAGUUUAUGGAUCCAAAGGAUGGUGCUUUGUGCACUUAUCAGCAGCCUAGCAGAACAAACACUUCACCACCGUCUUUAUGUUCUGCAAGCCACCGUUCUACAAAAAACCGUAUUGGUCAUGCAUUUAGGAAUAGCUGGGGAAGAAGAGAAUCUGAUCACAAAGGACCAAAGAAGAGCAAUUCCAUGGCAGGUAUGGUUGAGUUUGUGGGGUUGAUUAAGGUUAACGUGGUAAAAGGAACCAACCUUGCGGUUCGAGACGUGAUGACCAGCGAUCCUUAUGUUAUCCUUGCUCUUGGCCAACAAGUGAGCUCUCUACCAAAUCUCUCUAGACUUGUAUGAUUUGAAGUUAACCUCGGUCUUUUUCAAUGUUUGUUUGUUGUAGUCGGUAAAAACACGGGUGAUAAAGAACAACUUGAAUCCUGUGUGGAAUGAGACGCUAAUGCUUUCGAUACCCGAGCCCAUGCCUCCUCUCAAAGUGCUAGUGUACGACAAGGAUACAUUCUCGACAGAUGAUUUCAUGGGAGAGGCAGAGAUAGACAUACAACCAUUGGUGAGUGCAGCAAAAGCAUACGAGACAUCGAGCAUAAAGGAACCGAUGCAGCUGGGAAGUUGGGUGGCGAGCAAAGAGAACACAUUGGUGAGUGAUGGCAUAAUCUUACUUGAAGACGGGAAAGUGAAACAAGACAUUUCACUUAGGCUACAAAAUGUUGAAAGAGGUGUUCUUGAGAUCCAGCUUGAAUGUCUUCCUCUCACUCAAUGAUGAUACUUUCUUCUUCAUCCCUCUUCUUUUUUUUUUUCUUUAAAAGAUUUAUUUCUAAAUUUAUAGUGAAGAAAAGAUGCUGCUACUUUCUUGUUGUUCCACCUCAAACAAAACCUCUGUAAAAAAACAACACCAUGAUUUGAUUUGAUGAUUCUUCAGAACCAA